AUGACCGUUUCGAAAACCAGGCUUCUCAAGGUUGCAGAAGUUUCUGCCAAAAUAUUUGACCAGAACUUCAAUCCUAACGGCAUCAGAACGGGUUCUAAAAUAAUAUCACAAAGGCUGAAGGGUUCGACUAUAGCUGGUUAUUAUGGAGAUCCCGAUUUUCUGAAGUUCAAACAUUUGAAAGCACUGUACCCUGGAUUCCAGUUUUGCGAUUUAGAUGAAGAGUAUAGAUUAACAAUGAUUGAGGCAAGAAAACGUCGUGGUAAGGGUGCACCAAAGAAACUUAAAGAAGCAGGCGGUUCGGGAACCAAGAGUAAAAAAAGGAAGUAG
Molecule: messenger RNA, 327 nt
Organism: Zygotorulaspora mrakii
Lineage: Eukaryota; Fungi; Ascomycota; Saccharomycetes; Saccharomycetales; Saccharomycetaceae
Gene: RSM27
Product: mitochondrial 37S ribosomal protein mS33
Exons: 1
Coding region: 1-327 (108 amino acids)
Cellular component (GO): mitochondrion
Source: RefSeq, a predicted model, not a curated record